GGAAGUAAAUGUUUGGAGGAGGUGCCACUUGGCGGCAAUGGCUGCAAUGGCGGCGGAGGUGGAGGCUCCCGGCCGAGGCUGGGCAGCCAGGGGAACCCCUGGGUAUAGGCCAGAGACUGACUUCUGUACACGCUUCUGCUGAGUUCUCCUCCGAGGUUCCCGUUAGAGAACUGCGGCCUACGUUCCCCAGCCCUCUAGACACGGAGGAAGUUGGCCGGUGCUGGUGGGCUGCUUUGGGCCCUAAGGGGGGAGGUCACUGGCGGCGUACUCAGGAGGCAGAAGCACUCGCAGACCUGAGAGGUUUUCUUGCCUCUCCUUCUAAAGGCAGUGUAUCCCCUUUCCACUACUGCCCCCAUUCCAAACCCCAGCAAUUUUAGAGCUUUCCGAUUGAAGAAAUCAUCCCUCACACAGUAUCAUUCCCUUUUUUUGACUUUUUCCCUGUGUAACGAAUUGAACAACAGAAAUCUUUCACUCUUGUCACUUGUGGAUUAAAGGUUGUGGAUGAGGCCGCCAAAAACCCACACUGGUACUCUUACCAGGAACCACUAAUUCUCCCUAGAAGUAGACAAGGAAGACAUAAACCUGCUGUCGGUGGGAGGCCUAAAGAUCUAAUCCGAGAAGUUGAUGCCCGAAGUCUCUUCUUUUGAAGCUACGACAAGUGUUUAAGCACUUUUUGAAACCCCAAGGGGGCGGGAGGGGGGAGGGGGAGGAAUAGUGGUUUGAUGUUCUUUGGGAUAACUAAAGGACAAGAAAAUGGAUGAUUUCAUCUCCAUUAGUCUUCUGUCGCUGGCCAUGCUGGUAGGAUGUUACGUGGCUGGAAUCAUUCCCUUGGCUGUUAAUUUCUCCGAGGAGCGACUAAAGCUGAUAACUGUUUUGGGUGCUGGGCUUCUCUGUGGAACUGCAUUGGCUGUCAUUGUUCCUGAAGGAGUACAUGCACUUUAUGAAGAUAUUCUGGAGGGAAAGCACCACCAGGCCAAUGAGGCACAGAAUGUGAUUGCAUCCGACAAAGCAGUAGAAAAACCACUGGUACAUGAACAUGAGCAUAGCCAUGAUCACACAAGAUUACAUGCAUAUAUUGGUGUUUCCCUCGUCUUAGGCUUUGUCUUUAUGCUGCUGGUGGACCAGAUUGGUAGCUCUCAUAUGCAUUCUACAGAAGAUCCAGAAGCAGUUCGAUCCAACAAUUCCAAAAUCACUACCACAUUGGGCCUUGUAGUUCAUGCUGCAGCUGAUGGUGUUGCUUUGGGAGCAGCAGCUUCUACUUCACAAACUAGUGUCCAGCUAAUUGUAUUUGUGGCAAUAAUGCUACAUAAGGCACCAGCUGCCUUUGGCCUGGUUUCCUUCUUAAUGCAUGCUGGACUGGAACGAAACCGAAUCAGAAAGCAUUUGUUGGUCUUUGCACUGGCAGCACCUGUUAUGGCCAUGGUGACAUACUUAGGGCUAAGUCAGAGCAGCAAAGAAGCCCUUUCAGAGGUCAAUGCCACUGGAGUGGCCAUGCUUUUCUCUGCUGGGACAUUUCUGUAUGUUGCUACAGUACAUGUUCUCCCUGAAGUGGGAGGACUGGGUCACAGUCACAAGCCUGACUCUGCUGGAGGAAAAGGACUUAGCCGCCUAGAGGUGGCUGCUCUGGUUUGGGGUUGCCUCAUUCCACUCAUUUUGUCGAUUGGACACCAGCAUUAAAUGUUCAGGUCCCAGCCUCUGUCCUUGGUCUUUCAGAAGUCUGAUGUGGAUAGCAUAUUUCAGCUGCUCAAUUCCUCAGUUUGUUGUCUUACCUUGCCUAACUCUGCCAAUAUUUCAGAAGCCCAGUGAGGAUUGUGAUGUAAACUCAAGAGUACUAGAAAUGCUUUUUAACAUAAAAACAUUACAUGUACCUGUAUAAAUCCUUUGGUUAUUUCAUAUUUUUUAAAAGAUCCCUUCAUAUUUGAGUUUUGGGAUUUUGAUUACUGUCUUCUCAGGAAAAAUGAAAUUUAGAUUUCAAGGUAAAGUAGAGGACUUAAGUGCUCACCUUAAAAUAAUCAUUAUUGAAGGUAAAAUAUUCAGAAUUCAUCUUUUUAUACUUGGGUUAACACAUAUUGCACCUCUUUAGUUUAAGGGAUCUCUGAACUCAUUUUUGUUUUUAACUUGGUCUUCACCAUUUUGACACUGGUGCUUAUAACAUCUAUGUCCCAUGCCUGAAUUAAAUGCUGAAAGGUAAUUUAAUUUAGGGUUUGUUGAAAGAGAAAGGAAAAUGGUGAGUACACAAAGAGGAAACAACUGGGGUAGCACAGAUUAGUAAGCAAUGAAAUACAUGCUUCUGCUUCUCUGUAGGAAAAGAUAAAAUCCCAGGAAAUGAAAUAUGGGGAAGUUUCCUUAUACUGAGGUGAACAGUUUUGUAAAAUAUUUUUCUCCAAGUUCCCCCUGAAAGAAUCUCAGCCUUUAGCUGGGAUUCCUGUGGAGCAACAGCACAGCUUUAGGCCCUCUCCAGGGACUUCGAUUUGCAGAGCAUCUUUAGAAAUGAAGAGAUACUAAACUUUAAACAGAUUAUGGAUACUAAGGAGAGAAAUCUCUCGAUCAUUUUUAAAGUUAGAACAACUGAAUUCCAUGUUGUGAGUUUUCUUGUUUUUAAAAAGUAUUAAUCUUAGUAGAACAGCAGUCCCUAUGGUAAAAAUAAGUGGUGCAUCUUGGGAGUGCUAAGUAUGCUUUAAGUAAGCAUCUCUUGUGGUAAGGAAAAGUCAAAUAGCAUAAAUGAGAAGUGUUUUCCUUGUAAUUAAAAUCAUGUCUCUUGAUUUUUCCCACAUUUGCCUCUGAGAUAAAAGUUUUCCCUCUAAGUUCUUAAAGACAUCGUUCCCUUUUUCUCCUUCCCAUUCUUUUCAUAGUCAGUUCGGUGGUAAGGAUGCUCCUUAGUUCUACAGGAUUUAGUUUUCAUCAGGACAACCACUCUUUGGAUUGUGUUGAACCUUAGCUCUUACUCCAUUCCCAUUUCCUCCAGAUAGGUAAUUUUCAUACAGUGCAAAUUAUCUAAGCCUUUAAAUGGAGAUUUGACACAAUAAUUAAAAUGCUGGACCUCUUUUUUUUUUUUUUUUUAAAUAAGCUAUAACUGUUCAAUAAGUACUCAGUGAGUUUCUGCCCUCAAAUCCUAACAUUUCCCAGAUCAGUGCUCAGGAUGUUUGGAGUCCCCCUUAAUUCUUUGAUAAGAUUGGAAAAUAAAUGUUAUUGUAUUUUUAACUUAUAAUUUUAAUCCCAGAUCCAAACAUAUAACAUACAUAAAGAGAAACAAGAUUAUUUUCUCCAGGAAAUAAGUUUUUUAUCCCAUAAAAUUAUAUUUGGCAGAUAAGCUAUAAUAUGCUUGUGACUUCUUUGCUAAUUGUUAUUAAUUAAUUACUAGCUAUAGAUAACAAGGAUUUGUGAGCCCUCCAGGCUGCAGACCAAAUACUGAGUUUAUCUUCUCCCCAUCCCCCUUGCAUCAUUUAUACUUAAGUAUUCAGAAGAUAUUAUAUAGAAAAUAUGUGACUUUCUUAGCCAGACCAGAUAGAUAUAUGGCUUCAUCUUGUCCUUCAAAAUUACUUGGUUGCCUUGAAUUCUAUCUAACAUUGCACUUUUGCUACCAGAUAUAUUGCACAAUUUUGGUAUUUGAUUUGGAUGGGAAUUUUAUUAUCUAGCUCUUGUGCAGUGAAUAGAUAUUCAUUACUCUGCUGGCCAAAGACCCUUUCAGCAGUGCCUUGCCAUCAUCUUUAUGAGUUUGGCUAGAAUCUUGCUAUGCAGGGCCUUGGACACGAAUAAAGAUUAAACUUUUCCAGAUCUACCUAUCUUAAACCUUAACAUCAACCUUAACAUUUGUCAGGACUUAAUAGCUCCUAAGAACAUUGUCUGUAGUUCUUCUUUAGACUUUUGUUUUUCUGAUCCAGGAAUUCCUUGUCUUCAUUCAAGGUCAGCAGAUAAAAAUAGCCAUAAUAAAUUUGUAGAGCUCAAACACUUCAUGCAGCAGAGCAAUUUAACCAAUAAUCUGUUGUUUAAAAAAAAGAAGAAGAAAAACUUUACUAAUGUGACACUUGCACUGGGGGAGAGGCCAUGAUUUUAACUUAAAUGAUACAUUUCAAUUCUGUUUUUCCCUUAUUUUGAUCUGCCUUUUUAAAUGUGGAUGCCUUAAUACUAUAAUAGGUAUUAAAUCAUUGGCAAUAUGGAAGUUGCUGCCAUGAUUUUGGAUGGAAUUUCAGGCUACCAAAGAGAUACAUAAUAAAAAGCAUUGUUUUCCUACCAGUAGCCAAAGUUCAUUUUAGUUGCAGUCUGGCUCCCUUUAUGGUACGAGACUUUACUCAGAUCCAAGAUUUCUCUUGACUAGCAAUUUAAAUGAAAGUCUUUGAAUCAAAAUUAUAUCAAGUAUUUUCAGGUAGCCAUAUAUCAAUUGCUACUUCUUUUUGAAGUAUUGAUCCUUUGAUGUUCAAUUUGGUUCUGCUUUGAUUUUCCAUUGUUAGGUUGUUUUAGUGUAGACAGAUUCUGCACUGGAACACUGAGAAUUGGAAAAUGUACUACCUUCAGAGGCUGCAUGCUCCUUUUUCUUUUCCCCUACCCCUUUUACCCUAACUCUGUGCUCACUACAUCAGCCAUUUUGCUCUUUUUUGUGUUUUUAGUCAAUUGGGAAAGGAGGAAAAAUGACUGCUUAGAAUAUCUAUUCCUUGUGGUAACAGAGAACACUUUUUUCCCCACCAGCCUAGAUAUACACUAACUGGUUUUUCCCUUUUAAGUAGAUGAGAAUUGGCAAGGACAACUUACCAGCAUCAGACUGUCUUAAGCAGCUGAAAUACAUAACAUGUUGGUAGUGAGGUGCUGAGCACAGGAUUUUGAUGACUGUCUCAACACAAACCCCAAAGAACAUUCCUGCUUACUGUGUGUAUAAAUCUGAGAGACUUAGGACACUUAUUGAGAACUGCUAAAUUGGAGGAACCCUUUGUAUUUUUCUUACAGGAAUCUUCCUUGCAGUGCUAAGUAUGUGCCUAGUUACAAUAUAUUCACUGUUUCCAAAAAAAAAAAAGAGAUGCUGUGAAUCAAGUCAGUGAUGUUACCAUCUUUGUUCCUUCACUUUAUUGAUGUCAGCUUCAGGAAAUUUGGAAGUUUGUGGGAAGAGAACAUAGAAUAUUUUGGUAACUCUCUAGUAUACACUCAGCAUAAUACAAGUGCUGAACCCAAGAAUAUUGGCUAAUUAUUUUUUCUGGCAGCAUCUUCUAAUAAGUUGAAUUUCUAUGAGAUAAUAUUGCUGUUCCCCUAAUUCAAAGGCUUGAACGGUGAUUUUAAAAUGUCUUCUUUUCUUGAUCCUUUGUAAACAUGAAAUCAUUCCAUGGAUGGCUGCCUUAUAAUUUUGUCUUUUUCCACUCUUAAUUGUGAAUGGUUUAAAAAAAGUUGCUGUUUUUGAUUUGUUUUAUGAUAUUAAAUUUUUAUUAGAGCAUUA
Molecule: messenger RNA, 5419 nt
Organism: Antechinus flavipes (yellow-footed antechinus)
Lineage: Eukaryota; Metazoa; Chordata; Mammalia; Dasyuromorphia; Dasyuridae
Gene: SLC39A9
Product: solute carrier family 39 member 9
Exons: 7
Coding region: 754-1677 (307 amino acids)
Biological process (GO): zinc ion transport; transmembrane transport
Cellular component (GO): membrane
Molecular function (GO): metal ion transmembrane transporter activity
Source: RefSeq, a predicted model, not a curated record